CUUUCACAUCUCCCACCAGGCCUCAUUCUUCGUCACCUUGUCUCUUUUCCUUUGUGCUUUUGUUCGUGUCUUGCGUCUGUUGUGUCUAUUCUAUUGCUCCUCAGGCUCUUAAUCAACCGGGAUCACCCUCCCUCUCGUCCUGAACCCGGCUCAUUCCAAACCAGUCGCGUGUUCCCUCGCCCAAUUUCCUGGCCCGCGUGUAUCGGAGACCCAUAUCCCUUGCGUCCACACGUCUUCUAGAAACAGCCAACCAACCCACGACCGCUCUUCCUCCCAGAACUCUCUUCGUCCUUCUAUUCCUCCUGCUGAUGGUCAACCCGCCAUGAGGACGGUUCACUCCAGCGGCCUCUGGAGCAUCUGGGUUGUGGUGCCUCGAGGGCAAUGGGCCUGUCAAGCAUGAUGGAGUCCAGACAAGAGCACGUUGCCACGCUCUGUGCUGUCGGCACACUUGGUGUUGCCGCUGCGGGACUGGCACUUGGUACAUCCGAAGGGGAUGCAUACUUGAUCAAGCCGGGCAAGAGGAAGGCUCCCGGCUCCAAUGCUGCCACCCAUUCUCCAAUCUUUCCGGAACAACAACACCCUACGCGUCCUCAUACGUCCCAGCCCGCUGCUUCCCUCCCAGCAUUGUCGGAGAGACUGGAACGUCGGCUGUCAACAUCUAUCUUGAGGAGGAAGACUAUCCGGGCACCUACCCCUUCCGCAGCAACAGAGAGUACCGGUACAGACUCUCGUGAAAGUUCGGUCAGCAGGCAUGGAAUAUUAAGACCUUGGACAUCUGACAGAGAGUCGUCAGCAGACGGGAGGGAACAAAGAACUCCGUCUACCUGGUUGAGACGAAUCUCAAGUCUAUCUCGUCACAGUCGAGGUAGCCCUACCUCAUCUUCAUCGAGAUUAGAUGACUCUCCGGGCCCAUCCCGCACCUCUAUGAACGACCUUGACCAGCCCAACAAGCUCGUCAAGCGUUCGUCCUCAAAGCGAAUGCUUACGAGUGACGGUGUCACUCCGGCUCUUUUGAGACGUCCGGCUACGAGCCACCAAAGAUCAGCAACGCUUUCUGGAAUACCGUACACCCGACCUCUGACAACCGAAUCUACGAGCCUUGAGUCACCGGGUUAUAUUACUAACGAAACCACCUGGCGACCAUUCUUCGAGACGAGCCAUUCGAGGAAGCGGCAUUCCUCUGGAGUACCCCGAGAAGUCGGUGCUCGGACCAUUUCAGCAUCUCAAGGCUGCCCGCCAACCCUUCUGCUCGGAGGAGCCGUAGAGCCUCGAGACUUCACAGAUAUGGACGACCGAAUAUCACAACCGUCUGAUUCCCAGGCGCCUCCGCCAAUCCGUAGGCAUAAGAUUCGCCGGACCUUUGGCUCUGUGCGAAAGGGCAUACCUCCACGCCACUUCACUGAUCCUAUCGUCAGGCUCAAUAAAGAUGAAGCCUAUGGCAGCAUUGUCCCCUCAGCUGCCUUUUCCAAUCUGUCACCAAUGUCGAAUGUUUCCACUUUUGAGGUUGAUUUGCCUCAUGGUACCCCUGUCUUCAAUUCGAGCCCCCCCUCGUAUGGUCCCCCUCAAAACCGAUUUACUAUAGCCAAACGCAUAUCCGUCGCUCCUUCAGAUCCAACCACGGCCAGCUCUGACAAUGAUACCAGAGUGUUUACGGACGAUGAUUCAAUGGACUUCCAAAGCGAUACUGCGUAUGACUCACUAGCCACGCGAGCGACAGCCAGCAGUCAUUCGGGUUUCCGUCAACCUAAAAUAGAAACGAUUUUUGAUGAGAUAUCAGUUGACCAGCCGGCGGAGACAUCCGCCAUAGAAGAAUUGAUGCAACGAGCUACGUUAGAUGAUGCACAGUCAAUCCAACGGGAUGCAGGUCAUGGACAAUCUUCCAAUAUCGGUAUUGGCAUUAGUGGGCUUGAAGCCCAAGGGGAGAUGCAAAACUUCAGUCCGGACCAAGCAUCCACUCCAGUCAAAAGCCCCACAGCAGAAGUGGACGAUUUUGUUUUAACGCCAGUUCCGAAGAGAAAAUAUCGUGAAGCUGUUGUUUUGGGUUCUUCCCCCCCUUCAGCACAGCUCUUUCCACGACCUCGGGACGUCGAACCGGAACUUCCCCCCAUGAUGGAUAUUGACGAUGAAGAUGACAUCGACUGGUCGCCCAAAUCUGCCAGUGAUAGGAACCAAACGGCUACGAAGGAGCUGCCUUCGAGCCCAAUCCAGAGCCGCUUCGAGCAGCCUUCGGAAGACGACUUUGAUGAACAACAUUCUACCAAGAGAUCUUCCAUUUUUGACUGGUCGGAACACCCCAAAUUCGGCAGCGACCAGUCAAAUGGAAUCAAUCCUCGGCCGCAAACCGUGCAUGGUAAGCAAGGGAGCCAUGUUGGGAGGAGUCGGGCUUCUGGACGGAAAAACAAUGCAGCCAUGCACCUCCGCAGUCAGAGUGUUCCGGUCGUCAACCGUGACAGUGUGUCGGAAACUGAUACGCCAUCGUCAGCCACUAAGUUUGGUACAUGGGCUCUGGGCAGUAAGCCUGUAAGCGAGGAAUGGAGCGAUGACUUUGAGUUUGACGACGCUGAUGUGGGCGAAGAAGCCCCGGGGACCGCAGCAGAUGAGAGCAAAGCGAUGAACCGGGAGUCGAUCCGAAGCGUCAAGGUUCCCCAGUCCAUCAUUGAUCGGCAGCAAAGUGUCCACGUACAAUUCGGCCAAGUUCGGGAUUUCAUGUUACUAGUUGAAGAGCUUAAGAGACUGCGUCUUCGCGGUGCCACCCUCGGGCUUCUGGAAAGUCAUUCGCGACAACUGUGGGAAGAUGCUGGGAGUAUCAUUGACCUGGCUACCGUGAACGAGGAUGAUGAAGCCCUCCCGCGGGUACCUUCACCGGUAUCAUCGGACAUAUUUGGAGACGAGACCCCUCCACCCAAGCGGACCGUCGAUGACGAAGAUGGACGACUAACGAGCAGACGAUCCAUCUCGAGUCCAGCAACACCUCCAUACGGCCGGCCGCGCGGAGAAAGCGUGCAGGCCAAGAAUUUUCUGCAAGCCAUUCACCAGAAUAGAAGGGAGGCAGAAGCCUCACUUGCUGAGGAAUCAAUCCGUGGUCGUGGCCGUGACCGUGAUAAGCUCCCCUUCGACACGCAGGACUUGAGAGAUCUGGUGGUGAGAGCAGGCGUGAUCACCCGGGCACUGAAGGAGAUUGUGCGGAAAGCAGAAGGCGUAUCGUUAAGCCCCGAGCGCCCUGCGCAGAAAUUCCAGGAGCCAGUAUUCCGGCAGAUAUUUGACCCGCCAAACUCAUCACCCAGUCCAGAGUCAAGGAAGCCAGGCCUCCCGAAGAGCAGGAGUGCAAACAGCUACCUUGACACGGUGGACGCAUCGGCAGAUCGCGAGAUUUCACAGCCACUGAACUUCACCAAGGUUGUGGAAGCUAACUGAAAUCGGGAAACGAAACGAUAUCGGAUUCCCCUUAUUUCCUUGUGCAGCAUUUGUACAGUACGACGGCACGGCGUUUAUGAUCAAGCUCGGACUAUCGAAUUGGAUGCAUGGGGAACGGCGCAUGUCGUUAUCAUCAGCAUUUGGGGUUUGGGCAUUGGAAACCAAAAAAGCAAAAGUGGGAAGGACCAAGGACAAGGACAAGAGCAAGACCGAGGGUUUUUGUAAUAACUGGACGGGAGAAACGUGCAUUGCACGAACUUGGGCACUGACACUGUGAUGGAUACGCAUUAUGGACGGCUUCUCUUUUUUUUGUCACGAUUCUCAUGGAGGAGUUUGACUGGUCGCAGCGAUCUCCCAUGCAAAAGUCCUGUGGGAGGUCAGCUGUUCCCGUUCUUCGAGUUCUCCGUUUCCAUGCACAAAGCAUUGAAUGCACUAACAAAAAGCAAAGCAAAGACACGAGCGGCAAAGGGGCAACGAGCAAAGUAUGAAUGGUUUGUAGCGGGCCAUUUGUUUAGGUCUUGAAAUGAAUGAAUUGGGCGGACGGGGUCUGCUUGCUCGCUUG
Molecule: messenger RNA, 3976 nt
Organism: Cladophialophora immunda
Lineage: Eukaryota; Fungi; Ascomycota; Eurotiomycetes; Chaetothyriales; Herpotrichiellaceae
Exons: 2
Coding region: 382-3414 (1010 amino acids)
Biological process (GO): regulation of mitotic cytokinesis
Molecular function (GO): GTPase activator activity
Source: RefSeq, a predicted model, not a curated record